AUGCGUCCUCUGCGGCUUCGUACCGUUGGCUCUCUCCUCCCUUCGCACACCGCUUCUUUCUAUCGUGAUGCGGCAUCGGCCUCCUAUCGUGCGUGGCGCAGCCUGAGCACAACGGCCCAUAACAGUCAAGAGAAUGCGACGACAAACUACACGGCGCCUCCACUGGAGCAGCAGCCCUCCGCAUCACCACUAGCCAGCCCGGUAACCUCCCACUCAAUGCUGUUUUCCAGGAUUGACUCCGCAGUACUGUGCCCGCGACUCUCGCAGCGACAGAUGCGGCAACGACAGCGCAAAUGGGGUGCCUUGUGGCGAUACCGAUCAGAAUACUGGUCGCCCCGCUCUGUGCCGACACCGCCGCAGGUAGCUUCAGCGAUGAUCACCGCCUCGCCGCGCACUUCUGUACGUGUGCCGCACUCCGGAGUCUCCCAAGAUGGUCUCGCAAAGACGACGAAACGUGGCGCAGAGCAAGUCCCAGAUGUGAUCAGUUCUUCUCCUUCACCCAGGCGGGAUCGCACCACGGCUGAGGUGGAGUGUGAGACAGAUGGUGGCACACGAGCAAGUCCGCGGGCAGACUCCACCGGUGCUGCAAUUGUCGAUUCUGCUACCCCUGGUAGCAUGCACAGCUCUGCGGUGGGUACGCACUCCAUAGAGGACCCUCUGCUAACCUUUCUGGACACGCACGAGGAAGAUGCGGCGUUGCUGCUCGCGAUGUGGACGUCACUGCAUCGCAGUUGUGUCUUUGGAUCUGCUCUGUCGGAGUCGAUAGUUCUUCAAGUGCGCUACUUUCUUCAUUCCCUUCUUCGCUACCGUGCGGUGGGGGCGGCGGUGAACUUCUACUACCGACUCAUGGGUAUCGGGAUGCAGCUGCAUCAAAGCGAUCUGCUGCUGCUGUUCUCGAGCUUGACGUACGAUAGCCCUGGACCGACAGAAGAGAGGCAGCUGCGCAAGCCGGCCAAGACCGCAGUGAUCGAAGACGACAAGAAAAUUGGGACUCGGCGACGCAAGCAGCUCCACGAGCCUACUACACGAGUGCACCCAGCAGACAGUUCAGACCAAAGUCAGCAUAACAAGGCCGGGAAGGGAAGCGGCGAGGCACUAGCAUGUCAGAUGGGCAGCAUGGGCACCGUGGCGAGGAAGACAGGUGCGCCUGCGUUCUGUAAGGAGGGGCCUGCGGGUGUGAGUGCUGGUGCCACUGAGAGCACUGGGGACACAGCUUGGAAUGCACAUGUGGCUGGUGCGACCCACAUUGCGGAGGGCAGCAACGUCGGCGUCUCCUGUGCCUCCCGUUGGGACCGCAGAAGAGCAGAUAGCGAAGCACAGCCACCCAGCUCCAUUGCACGCCGUGUGGCUUUUCACCAGCAGCCAGAGUGGAUCAAGAGAUGGAUCCUUUACGAAGCCUCCAUGGGGACACUAGAAGAUCUGGACGGGGUGGAAGAUGAUGGACAGCCAAGCACACGAUCGACGCGCAGCAGCGAAGACCCGUGUUGGAGUGCCAACAACAGGGUGCACAUGGACACCGCAGCGCCGUCAUGGCAACCGUUACAGAGGAUAGAAAUGGCAGCGAUUCUGGAACACCUGCACCUCCUCACUCUCGGCGCCAUGCAGCGAGACCAUCGCAGCCCAACCGAACCAAACACAGCGUUGCCGCGGCGACCCUUGCGAUGCUCCUCGCGACGGCCACAGCCACGGUCUGUUGAGAGACUCUACUGGAAGGAGGCUCUAGAGCUAGUGCGAGGCGCCUACAUAUCUGCAUCAUGGCCCAUAGGACUGAGCAAGGGUGAUGGGAACUUGCCCUGUCAGGCGGCAGAAGGUCUGGCCCUUCCCACUGGCGUCGCUUUUGCUCUACAGUCGAUGCUUCGUGAAGUGCAAAGUUGGAAGGGCGCACUUGCUCUUCUGAGGCUGACGUUGCGGGAGGCGAACCAUCGAGGUGCGGGGGCGGCCGGAGCGCUUUCUAUGACACCUGACUGCUUUCUGCGUGGAUCUAUUCUGUUCAUGGCUUUGGCUGCCCCUGCGCAGCCGUGGAAGACCCAGGCGUUGGUUGAAGAGUGGAUGCAUCGCGUGAUGCUGCCUCGGCUGGCACACGACGCGAGAGCGAAGGCGGAAGCCCCCUUUACGGCGACAGCCGCAACAGCAGCUCUUCACGCUCUGUGGCUGAGCCACCUCUGCAGCGUAAAGGCAUCACGGCCGGACGAGUUUGUUGCGCUGAGUGAAGAGGCGGCAGACUACUUAACUUCUUCCUCCGCGCUGCGAGCGAUUCGCGGCGACCUCACGCUCAUGAUGACAGAGGUGUGCUCGAGCACCGAACUGGCCCUUGAUGCCUUGCGGCAGACAGUGCUGCAGGCUCUGCAGUACCACCGCGCCUCAGAGGUACUGGCCAAGUCCAUUCGAACAGGCGCCUACAGGGUUGAGAAUGCCAAAGGCAUACCCGAACUCAGCAGAGACCACGAGAGUAAUCACGCCGUCGAUGCGCUGACAAAGACAGCAGUGACAUCGUCGGCCGCUCUCAUGUGCGGAAUGAGCUUCUCCCCCUCGAGUCAGACUGCAAUUCAAUCAUCUCUCUCGCUCUCAACGCCUCUAUUGAGCGACAUGAUGGAUGUGUUUGCCCUGUGCUGUGCAGCUGUCAAGGAGACAGUCUGGCUGCGCCUCACGACAGCCACCUCGACAAACUAUGCUGCGUCUCUGGUCGAGGUCCUGCAGUUUCUGGAGCGCAGUGUGCACGGUCCGGCAGGUCUCCUUAGUGUGUUCCAGCUCCUGUGUGGCUCACCAGUGUCGCGGCAGGCACACAACGACAAGGAGUCGCCGCCGGUGUCGACGGCAUACACAACGUCGGGACCGGAGCGGGCAUACAUGUCGUGCCUUUUGGCCACCACUCUCUUGCAGCUCGUGCAGCUUCUCUGUGCACCACCGGAUCCGAAGCAGCGCCGCUUCGGCUCCCAGGUAUGGAACGGCGCGGUGCUGGUCCUCCUUGUGGAGUUCGCGGUGAAGGUGCUGGAGAGAGUUACGGCGGAGCAUGUCCAACAGGCGCCGUGGCGGUGGGCAAUUGAGGGGCGUCAGCAGGAGCUCGCGAAUGCGACUGCGAGCACGAUACGCCUUGUUGUGCGCCAGCUCGAUAUUAAUUGCAUGAACGAGAGGGUCAUGUUUGGUGCCAUGGCCGACCAAGAUGUCGAACUCUGCGCUCUUCUUGUCCGAGUCUUCAACAAAUCAUCGGAGUUGAUGGUGGCUUCGCGUGCUAGUGAUGUGUGGCGGAUCUCAUCUCCGUCGCCCGUGUGGCAAAUUUUGACCUCCACAUGCUCUCCCCGCACCCUACAAGGAAUCCAUCUGUGCCUCAGCAGCUCUAGCGCACUGGGGAAGCGAGUACGAUAUCGGCUUAGCCGCCGUGAUGUGGAUAACCUGGAACGCUGGAUUCAGCCGCCGCGGUCGCGUCUGCGCACCUCCGCUCGCCUGCGCUGCGCCCGCGUUGCGGCGCUAUCGUCGUCGACGCGUGUCGUGAAAGCGAGAGUCGGAACUGGUGUUGCUGUACUGGAACGCGAUGUGGGCAUCGACUUUUCUCUUACUCGCAGCCUCCGCGACUCGUUGUACACGAUCCUGAACAGCGAGCGCACGAAGGCUGAUGUUGGGCAAGCGCUGCAGCGACUGGCGAGUACAAUGUCGGGCUGUAAUGCCUGCUGGCUACUAUGCCAUCUCGUGACGAAAGACAUCGCUUUGGCCCGCGGCACGUGCACUGUGGACUUUUUUGCCACAACGCUGGAUCGCAUGGCGCAGGAGGUAGCGAAGUCCAACGCUACGGCACCUGCAGUAACAAGGGUGUCGCUAUUGCAGGGAGGUCGUUUGCGGCCGUCUCGUGAAACCUAUGGUACCCAGACCGCCCCCAAGACGUAUGGCCCACCCAACUUGUGGCUAAGGGCCCUCGACGUCUUCUGGAGCGCCGUCGAUCACGCUGAACACGUGGAAGUGGCUGCGACGCAGCACCCCAGCGCCCCCACUGUCAACGCCGCUGAGACAGCGCGCACGUGGAAUUUAGUGAGUGUGGAGUCGCAGGAGCGCGCUGUACUUGCGCGCCUGCUGCUCCCACUUCUGCGCUUUAGCCGCGCCGUGAAUCGGCCAGAGGUCGGCCGUCAGUGGCGUCGCACCUGGAUCGCCAUGUAUGCACCACAAGAAAAGAAGAACCCGCGGUGGCGCCAACAGAACAUCGAGGCGCUGUCGCUGCUAGGAGAGGCCGCAGCGCUGACUCGCUGCGUUGCGGAGUACCACGACUGCGGUAGCGAAGCAUUGCUGUGCUCGGUGGCUCUUCAGCACAGCGACUGGCACUCUGCACUGGCGGCAAUCUUUCAAACAUACGGCGCUAUCGAGGAGCGCCACGCGACGGGGACGACGUACUCAUGCGACGUGGCCCGCACUAUUUUGUCGCUGCUAACGAAGUCACCGAUGAACCUCAGCAACACAGCAAUGCGUGUGCGCGCCGUUCAGGGCGAGAUAUGGGAUGUGGAGUGUAGUCUUGCAGUGGUGCGGUUGCUACUACGGGGUCGCCGAUGGCGCCUGGCGCUGACUCAUGUUGACGAGGCACUGGAACUGCCAGACAUGCAGCGAGUCAAAGCGCAAGUGCUCGUGGACCCUGCCGGUCAUUUACGGCAGGAGGCGUUCCCAACCUCGCCCACACAGACAAUACUGACGCACUAUACCCAGUUACUCACGGCAGCGUUGCAGGCAACGGCGAUCGGUGGCGACAGUGAGCGCGCAUCAGUGUACUACGAUGCCUUCAAAGCACUACUGCGCUACGUCUUCGCUGAAACAGUUAACGUGGGUACUCUUCACGCAGCUGAAGAUUGCUCGCAGAAUAGCGAUAGUGAUGGGCUGGAUGCUGCGCUGGACAUGGCUACUUUGUCUGAAAGGGGCGCAGCUCACGCCUCUUGCGUGGAGGACCGAGUGCAGCAGACAGUACGAGAACUGGCGCCGCGUGCGCGCAUUUUGUUCUUCCGAGCUAUGACAAAGAGGAUGCUCACGUCGCAUGCUGGAAAAUGA
Molecule: messenger RNA, 5019 nt
Organism: Leishmania braziliensis MHOM/BR/75/M2904
Lineage: Eukaryota; Euglenozoa; Kinetoplastea; Trypanosomatida; Trypanosomatidae
Exons: 1
Coding region: 1-5019 (1672 amino acids)
Source: RefSeq, a predicted model, not a curated record